Babesia microti strain RI is the source of this 1590-nucleotide messenger RNA. RefSeq lists its product as hypothetical. Lineage: Eukaryota; Apicomplexa; Aconoidasida; Piroplasmida; Babesiidae. The transcript is spliced from 4 exons. The record is from RefSeq and is a predicted model, not a curated record. Bases 1 to 1590 code for a protein of 529 amino acids. Gene Ontology annotation, molecular function: protein binding.
AUGACCAUACGAAACGUCUACCUAAGGAAUUGCGAUGAUAUUCUCUCAUUUGAUCCAUGCUGCUCUUCAAAAUUUGAGUGUAUAAAUGAUUUGUGCGAGUUACAUACAUUUAUCGAUGUUCAAAAUGCGGUAACAAGCGUUGGUAUUGGCCCUUGGUUGACCACAUCCAAUGGCAAUACAUCACAUUGCCUAUUGGCCAUAUCAUAUGAGAUAAGCCAAGGUAAUGAUCUUUCAAACGGUAGUAAUAUACAGGAUGAAAAAAAUGAUUUUAAAGGCGGAAUAACACUCUAUUCACUAAGGCACGAAAGCUCAUCAUAUUACAGCCCGAUUUAUGAUACGAAAUUUUCUGCUAAACCCCUGCAAAUAAUUUGGAACAAAUGUCAAGCCCAAACCCACACAACGCAAAGCACUCACGAUUUUGAAUUCCAAUCACUUAGUUGCUGCAACAUGAUAACAUGCCUAUUUGACAAUGGAAAUUUGGAAGUUUUUGAAGCUAUUAAACACUAUGGCAAAUUACUUCAAUUGUUUUAUUUCACCCCGGAAAUGAUAAUAACAAGUAUAACAGCAUCUCAAAUUUGCACAGCGGAUCAUAUCCAUCACUUUUACAUAGCUGCUGCAACUGAUACCAAUGAACUAGUAGUUAUCAAAUUAUAUGGAAAAUCCAUCGACUCCCAAAAUUCACUGGAUCACACAGUACAGCAAUACACUACCUCAAAGAACGUUGAGGGAUUAUACAGUUCAAAAAUAGUAUACAAAACUAUCACAUCAAAUAUUGACUACUUGUCCACAUCGCACGUGCAAAAAAUGGCUAUUACGACAAAUUCAGAAAUUCUUGCAAUGGGAUCUACCAUGGGAACAGUUACUAUUUGGGAUAUAAGACUCGGUAAAUCUGGGGAAUUGGUCAGUUAUACUGUAUCCAACAGACCAAUUUAUCAGCUUUUGUGGACACACAACUCUAAAUACAUAAUAGGCUACAGUAGUUCGCUGUUUGUGAUUGAUUGGCUGGGUAGUCAUUCAAUUUCCCAUUACGAUAUAACGCCCUAUCAAUAUCAGCCACUUUGCCACGGAUUGACAAUUAAUCCUAAUAACAAGUGUUUGAUGGUUAUAAGAAAUGAACUUAUUAUCUUCCCCCUGGAACAGCUCUUAUCGCACAAUCCUUUCAGAUUUAUGGGAUUUGAAUGGAUGUUUAAUGGCGACGAACGUAGUGGAAGUUUUCCAAUACCAUCUACAUGUUCACCAAAAAUAAUCAAUAAUGACACUACGAAUAGUGGCUGCGACAAUUUUGGAGCGAAGGACGUACUGGACCACUUAAAUUGGGAAAUAUCUUUAGGCUAUACCAAACUAGUUGCCACUGGACUAACCAUCAUUAGAGGAGUAAAGAAUUAUCGCUCGGGUAAAAAUAUCAAGCGUCAAAAAGGCUGUGAAAGUGAGUUUCUGACAUUCAACACCACAGCGCUAAACUUGUUAAACCAUUGUGACUUUGUGUUAUCUCCAACGUGUCUGGACACUUCAGGUGAAAAUCCCCAAUUGGUUGUCUACGGCGGCUCGAGUGGAUUAGUACAUCUAAUACUAUUUACACAACCCGCAUAA